AUGCCAGCAUUUCCCUCUUCUCGACAUUUUUUAUUAAAAGGUCUCCAAUCACCCACCCUCGCUCAACCUUCCGAUCCUGCAGCCUCAUCAUCCAUUCUUCACAUCACCUCAUCCCACUUCCCCUCUCUCUUCUCCUCAACCUCACCAGCAAAACAACAGCCCAAACCCUCAAAACCACAAACCAACAAAAUGGGAUUCGUCGAAAAGAUCAUCGAGAAGGUCAAGAGCUUCGGCAAGAAGAAGCCAGCUACCACCACCGAGCCCACCACCACCACCACCACCGACGCAGCACCCACCGUCGACGAGCCCGCUGCGACCACCGAACCCGCAGCUGCCGCCGAGCCCGAGGUAGCCAAGGCCGAGGAGCCUGUUGCUGCUGCCGCCGCAUAG
Mollisia scopiformis is the source of this 390-nucleotide messenger RNA. RefSeq lists its product as uncharacterized. The record is from RefSeq and is a predicted model, not a curated record. The transcript has a single exon. NCBI's taxonomy places the organism in Eukaryota, Fungi, Ascomycota, Leotiomycetes, Helotiales, Mollisiaceae. The coding region runs from base 1 to 390 and encodes 129 amino acids.